Molecule: messenger RNA, 1254 nt
Organism: Microdochium trichocladiopsis
Lineage: Eukaryota; Fungi; Ascomycota; Sordariomycetes; Xylariales; Microdochiaceae
Product: CoA-transferase family III domain-containing protein
Exons: 6
Coding region: 1-1254 (417 amino acids)
Molecular function (GO): catalytic activity
Source: RefSeq, a predicted model, not a curated record
AUGCGCGCCACCGCGGCACCACCGUCGGCUCGCUCACAACAGGGCGCCCUGACGGGCAUCAAGGUCGUGGACCUCUCACGGGUUCUGGCGGGCCCCUUCUGCACUCAGAUCCUCGCCGAUUACGGCGCCGAGGUCACAAAGGUCGAGGCUGUUGGCAAAGGGGAUGACACACGGCACUGGAUGAUGCCCGGUGAGAAGACCGCUUGGGAUGAGUCCAGCGGUCCUAUUUCCAACUACUUCGCAGCCGUGAACCGAAACAAGCGUUCCAUCACCGUCAACUUCAAAAAGGCUGAGGGCCGGCAGCUUAUCCUCGAUCUGAUCAAGGAUGCCGACGUCGUGGUCGAGAACUUCAAGCCAGGCACCAUGGAGCGUCUGGGAUUGGGCUACGACGUGCUCAAGGAGCACAACCCGCGCAUCAUCUAUGCAGGCUUAUCAGGCUACGGCCGGACCGGCCCCUACUGCACCCGAGGGGGCUACGAUCCCAUCGCCGCCGCCGAGGCUGGUCUACUCCAUGUAACAGGCGAGAAGAACGGACCCCCUGUGCGCGCCGGCAUCGGCCUGGUCGACAUGUCGACGGGACUCUUCCUGCACGGCGCCAUCCUCUCAGCCCUCCUCGCCCGCGCGCGAGACGGCACAGGCCAGCGCGUCGACACCAGCCUGUUCGAGGUGCAGCUCAGCCUUUUGACCAACGUCGGCCUCGCCUGGCUCAACCUGGGCAUCGAGGCCGAGCGCUGGGGCUGCCAGCACCCGAGUAUCGCGCCCUACGACGCCUUCAAGACCAAGGACCGCUACCUCGUAUGCGGUGCCACCAACGACGCCCAGUACGCCGCGCUGUGCCGCCUCCUGGGCGUGGAGCACCUGGCCACCGAUCCUCGCUUCGUCACCAACCCCCAGCGCGUGCAGCAUCGCGACGAGCUUGCCGCUCUCCUGGGCCCCGUCUUCGCCUCCAAGACCAUCGACGAGUGGAUCGCGCUGUUCGAGCCCUCGGGCCUCCCCUUUGGCCCAAUCAAUAACAUGGAGGCCACCUUCGCCCACCCGCAGACGGCCGCGAGGGACAUGAUCGUUGACGUGCCUUUGGAUGCCGCUCGCGCCGGCUCUAUCAAGGUCAUCGGGCCCGCUGUCAAGUUUGGCGAUAGCAAGAUAGGCCUGCGGACGGGUCCGCCUCGCCUGGGCCAGCACACGGUCGAGAUCUUAGAGGAGAUGGGCAUGGACGCCGAGGCCAUUGCAAAGUACAAGGAGGAUGGCGUCGUCUAG